AUGAGAUCCAAUGUGGAUGGGGAUGAGAAAGAGGAUAUCUGGCUAAUGGGUCUGAGGCCUAAGGAGAUGAAAAUGCCCAGAUCUGCGCAUUAUCGGCUCAAAAUCCUCGAAUAUGACGUAAAUGGGGACUGGACUCGAAAGCUCAUAGGCAGACAGGCAGUGAUUUUGAUGAUGAUGAUGAUGGUGAUGAUGAUGAUGCUUUUGAAAAGCGAUGUGGAAGGGGAUCUAAAUGAAAGUCAGAAGCCCUUUAAAUGGCAUCUGGAGCUGGUAGUGACACACUCUUAG
Molecule: messenger RNA, 285 nt
Organism: Protopolystoma xenopodis
Lineage: Eukaryota; Metazoa; Platyhelminthes; Monogenea; Polystomatidea; Polystomatidae
Source: the annotation of a GenBank genome assembly